Molecule: messenger RNA, 3673 nt
Organism: Branchiostoma floridae (Florida lancelet)
Lineage: Eukaryota; Metazoa; Chordata; Leptocardii; Amphioxiformes; Branchiostomatidae
Product: cell surface hyaluronidase-like
Exons: 23
Coding region: 55-3474 (1139 amino acids)
Source: RefSeq, a predicted model, not a curated record
GUGUCCCUGUACGGCCGCAAGGACGACCAGAAGAACAGCAAACAGUUCCUGGUCAUGGCAGGUGGGACACUGGAGAUCCACGGGCAACACAAGCUGGCGUGGACACAGCUCACACAGACAGUUCCGGCAGGGGGCCUUCCUAAGGGAACAUAUAGUUGGGAUUCAGCUAACGGAAGUGGUGGAAGAGGGAUUCACGUGCACGUCAUCGAUGAAAUAUCCGGAGCUGUGGAGGACUGGCAACGCUUCGACACUCAUUUGGACGAAAGCCACAGCCGAAACUUGGCAUCUUUCAUCGAACAAAUACCGUCUGGGAGAGUAGUGGCAUUGCAAGUGGAAGAUUCUGCCGUCAAAAAUUUAGAGGCAACUGCGAUGGAAAAGAUGCGUGAGUUGGGAAGUGUGGAGGUGGACGCCUUGGAAUUCAGGGAUCCUUGGGUGUUUGUAGGUGUGAAGGGAGACCCCAGCCGCGCAGUUGAGCAGAGAAUUCCGUAUUUCGACAAAGAGACCACCCGCACCGCUGCCAUCACAGCUACAUUUGAUGCCUUCUUCGGCUCCUUCGACGUCACUGUCACAAGCGGAUGGCUGGAAGGAAGUGAGCGUUGCACAAUUUCGGUGGAGGGUGCUGGAGGUGAGUACGUCAUCAACCUGAAGGAUGACGUCAGUUCCUGGCAGCCUGGGGACCAUAUCGUGCUGGCCAGCACGGACUACAACAUGGAGCAGGCAGAAGAGUUCCAGCUGCUGCCGUGUCAGGAGUGCUCCAGGCACCAGGUCAAAAUCACCGGACAAAUCAAGUAUAGCCACUUCGGCGAGAUCUCUGAUGAAGUAGACUUGCGGGGAGAGGUCGGUCUGUUGACCAGGAACAUCAAGUUUCAGGGGGAGGUAGAGGACAGCUGCUAUGGGGACAACUUCUGCCAGUAUUUCGACUACGACACGUAUGGAGGACAUCUCAAGAUUCUACCGGGCUUCAAGAACGUGCAUCUGUCUGGUAUCGAGUUCACCCGCAUGGGUCAGCAGGUCCUCGGCAGCUACCCUGUUCACUUCCACAUGGCCGGAGAUGUGGACGAGGUCGGAGGCUACAGCCGCCCAACGUACGUCCGAGAGCUGUCCAUUCACCACUGCUUCUCCCGCUGUGUGACCAUCCAUGGGACUCACGGUCUGCUGGUCCAAGACACAGUUGGGUACGACACACUUGGCCACUGCUUCUUCCUCGAGGACGGAGUGGAGCAGCGUAACGUUCUGGACCACAACCUGGGCCUGGUGACGCGGGCGGGCACGCUCCUUCCCACCGACAGGGACGACAACAUGUGCCGGACCAUGAGGGACGCGGUCUACGGGGACUAUAUUCCGAAGAAUAUUGAAUGUCGGGCAAUAUCUACUUUCUGGAUUGCCCAUCCGAACAACGUCCUGACCAACAAUGCCGCUGCCGGAUCUCCGCAUUCAGGAAUCUGGUACAUCUUCCACCGGGAGCCGACCGGUCCGUCAGCGGGCACCCUCCCGAGGUACCAGGCUGAGAGGACACCCUUAGGACGGUGCUACAAUAACAGAGUACACUCCAAUGGGAUAGAUGGAUUCAAGAUAGACUGGGGAGUCAAGACCACUCCGGCCUCUGCCAAAUCACCGCAGGAAUUCCUUUCAAGAAGCCCUGCACGGUACCAGCCUCACCAGAACGCUGACCUCCUACAGCCACGUGUACCGGCCAUUGUCGAGGGUCUCAUCGCCUUCAAGAACUGGGACGGCGGAGCAUGGAUCCGGGGAGGGGACAUCUGGUUUGACAAAUGCGCAUUCGUGGACAAUGGGAAAGGACUGACACUGGCCAGUGAAGGCCACUUCCCUAACGACGAAGGGUCAAGCCAACAGGUGUGGAACAGCAUCUUCAUCGGAGAGAGUGAGAACGUGGGUACUGCUAGCGGGUCCAGUGUCUGGGGAAUGGGAGGGGUCAAAGCGGUGGAGAGGAGCCUUCCGCAAGCCACAGACUUCCCGUUACGAGGAUUUGAAGUAUACGAUGGCCCCGUCUUAGCUGAAAGUUGUACUUUCAAAAAUUUCGCCGCCGCCACGGAGUACAACCGUUGGAGUAGCGCGAUCGCCUUUAAGUUGAAGAACAACUGGCAAACUGCAACGAAGAGCAACCUAACAGGAAUAAAAUAUGAAAAUGUUCAAACCCGUGCAUUUUUCGGUGGCAAGGACCUGCCCUGGUUUCAGGCAAACGACAAAGACGGGGACAAGACAUCGAUUUUUCACGACGUGGACGGCAGUACCUCCGGUUACCCUGACAGCUAUGUGGUCGCGCAGGGCAAUUAUCUGGUCAGGAACCCGGGAUGUGUGGAAAAGGCUGAGUGGCGAGGGUUCGUAUGCAGUGGGAACUAUGCACAGCUGUUCAUCCAUGCAGAGCAGCCGGCAAACCUGGUGAUGUCGAUGAUCCGUGACGAGUAUCCUGAUCAGCCUCUUACCCUUCAAGGGCCACGUUCACAAAGGGCUAGCGGCAAACAAAAGUACCAGCCCGCUGUGAUGCUGGAGAAGUCCUACACUAUCCACUGGGACGGACGGGCGCCGGCACAGAUCAUCAUCUAUCCCAUUAACUUCGACAGUGGAGACUGGCUCCGGCUGGGACUCUGCUAUCCUCCAGGAACCAUCUUCCGUGUGACUUACCAGCUGGAGAAACGCGAGCCGUACGCUAUCGUUCACGACGAGGAAAUCAACCCCGUGUCAAGCCUGGCUGCUGUUGAAGGUGGAGACGGCAAAAUGUUCUACUUCGAGGAAAGCACCGGCCUACUGUUCCUGAAAGUUCGCGCUCACUACGAUCGGGAAGGCCACAACUACUGUUCAUACGUGGGCUGUGAGAGGAUCGUCAUCUCGGCCACCAUGACAAGUGACGCGGUCAGCGACUGUACGGCAGCAGCUUAUCCUAAGUACAGCCUGACGCCUACAGAGACUGUCCCCAUGCCGAGCUUCCUGAGCAUGGUCAACGAUUGUACUGGAUGUGGUGCUCCGGAGCCCAUCGUCAGCGACGAUAACGUGAAAUAUCUAGAAGUGACCAUCCUGUCCACAGGGAAAGAGGAAAUGAGUCUAGGUCAUAGACCAUUUAUCGAGAUUGACGGAGUCCGGUUUGAUGAUCGUUCCCGUGGAUUCUUGAUGGUAGUCGUUGACGCACUGACUGGCGUCGUGACGCAUCAAGUGGCGUUCAACACCAACAGUCAACCUGACGCCGACGCUGCAAUGGCGAACUUCACACGUAACGACAUCCCACAAAAUUCGAUCGUUCUGAUCACAACACGGUUCAACUGGAGUCGAUAUGCUCAGGAGUGCAUUAUUGCCCUGAAGGAGAUCGGAGUUCAGGAGCCUCUACAUGCUGACUUUGGAGAUAAUUUCGCCAUGGUUGGCUUCAAGGGCACCGUGUGGCCAAGCUGGAUCCAGCAAGUCAACCUGCCGUCCGGUCAGGGUCCGGCACAGAUCUAUAACAAGAUCCCGCUCAUGGGCUGAGCCCACCCAAGAAGCAAAUCCCUUGAAUUCAAGCAAUAAAGACCUUCGGUGAAGUACUAUUUACAAAACGUCUUUGGUGUUCUUAUGUCUUUGGCGCAAAACUUACUUGAUCUGUUUGUUGACGGAUAUGUUUUUGUUCUGCCAUGGAUAGAAAUAAGUGAUUUAUAUGAUGAAGAAUUUUUACACUAUUUUCUUACGU